Dicentrarchus labrax (European seabass) is the source of this 5065-nucleotide messenger RNA. RefSeq names its product seizure 6-like protein. NCBI's taxonomy places the organism in Eukaryota, Metazoa, Chordata, Actinopteri, Moronidae. The record is from RefSeq and is a predicted model, not a curated record. Gene Ontology annotation, cellular component: endoplasmic reticulum; neuronal cell body. Gene Ontology annotation, biological process: synapse maturation.
GAGAGAGAGAGAGAGAGAGAGAGAGAGAGAGAGUGAGAGAGAGAGAGGACAGAAGAGUCCGCGGAGGAGAAAAGGAGGACAGGCAGAAAGCAGGAGGCGCUCCUUGCAGUCAGGAGGAUGCUGCGCUGACAUGCGGAUCGGCACUCUCUGAUCCGGAUCCACCUCCCUCCUCCACUGACUGCAGAUCAGCUAACAGAGAGUCCUCUGUUCUCUCUCCACACACCCUCUCCUCCAUCUCCUCCUCCUCCUCCUCCUCCACCUCCUCCUCCUCCUCCCUCUGGACCGGCUUUUGUCGCCAUGCCGCCGGCCGCCUGCUCGGUCGGACUCCGCAUCACCUUCCCGGCGGUGCUGUGGAUCGGGCUGCUGUGGAGCUGCGUCUCAGCAGGAGAUAAAGGAGUCCCCACAGCCGCCCCCUCUACCCAGUCUCCAGUGGUGACGCCAGGGAGCACAAAGGAAAGCAGCCCCAAAGGCAAAAGCUCCAGCGCGUUGGCUGGAGGUUUGCUACAGUCAGUGCUGACUCAAAAAGGACGAUUCGUCUCCCAGAAAGGGGACAUCCUCCCCUCCGCUCUGCCCCAGAACCUGCUCCCUCUUCUGGGCAGAGGACUCAGCGUCAGCUCCCUCCCUGGGAGUCAUUCCCUGGAGCAUCAAAGCGGGGGAUUACUGAGGAGGGUAAAACCCCCAGCAUCAGCUGCAGUGUCAGGCCGAGGCAGCGGUCCAACUGAGCCUCUGCCCACAGACACACACUCCCAGCUGCCUCACACGCAGACACACACCCCCGAGCAGGAGGCUGAGAUCACCACUGUGGACACGAUGCUGGAUGUGGACACAGAGACAGGAACACCUGCCUCAGCUGUGUCGAGCUGCAUGGUGAAUUUCUCAGACCCAGAGGGAUACAUAGACUCGUCUGAUGACCCCCCUCUGCCUGACGGCACCUUCUUACACUGCACCUACACAGUGACAGUGUACACCGGCUACGGAGUGGAGCUGCAGGUGAAAAGUGUGAACCUCUCAGAGGGCGAGCAGCUGUCCAUCAGGGGUGCGGACGAACGAGGCGCCCUGCUGGUCCUGGCCAAUCACACGCUGCUGGUUGAAGGUCAGGUGAUCCGCAGUCCCACCAACACUCUGUCCGUGUACUACCGCUCCACGCCGGAGGGAAGCAUGGGCAUCUUCCAGCUGCACUACCAGAUCUUCAGGCUGAGCUGUUCGCUGCCCAAGAGGCCUCACUUCGGGGAGGUGUCGGUGCUGGACCUGCUCCCUGGAGGCACCGCCCGCUUUCACUGCCACAUGGGUUACCACCUGCAGGGGGAGACGCUGCUCACCUGCCUCAACGCCUCCCUGCCCGUGUGGAGCGGCAAGGUGCCCAGCUGCAGGGCUCUUUGUGGGGGCACGGUGAAGAAUGCUACAGUAGGGAGGGUGCUCUCCCCUUCUCCCCACCACGGGCCUAACGCCACCCAGGACCGCUCCUGCUCCUGGUCUCUGGAGGCCCCCAAGGACCAGAGGCUGCAUCUCCACCUGGAGAGACUGGCCUUGGGCCCCACUGACAGGCUGGUGUUGUGGAGCGGGUUGGACGCCGGCUCCGUGGUGCUGUUCGAUUCGGGUCGGGGCGGGCAGAUACCUUUUGAGGGAGUGAUCAGCGAGGGUCCGGCCGUGAGGAUCCAGUUCAUCACCGACCAGCCCAACCACAACACGGGAUUCAACAUCCGCUACGAAGCCUUUGAGCGCGGCCACUGCUACGAGCCGUACCUCCAGAACGGAAACUUCACGACCUCGGACCUGCUGUACGGUGUCGGCGCUGUGGUGCAGUUCACGUGUGACCCGGGCCACGCUCUUGAACAAGGGCCCCCUGUUAUCGAGUGCAUCAGUGCGAGGGAUCCAUACUGGAACGACACAGAGCCACUAUGCAAAGCACAGUGUGGAGGUGACCUGACUGGUCCCGGAGGCGUGAUUCUGUCCCCGAACUGGCCGGAGUGGUACGGCGAGGGCGAGGACUGCAGCUGGAGGAUACACGUCGGGGAGGACAAACGGGUGCUGCUGGAUGUACAACUACUGAACAUCAGCGACAGCGACAUGUUGACCAUCACUGACGGCGACGAGGUCACGACUCGUAUCCUGGGGCGCUACGUUGGGGGGAGCAGCCCCUUCAAGCUCUCCUCCACCACCCCCGACCUGACCGUCACCUUCCACUCCGACCCAGCGGGGCUCGUCUUCGGCAAGGGCGAGGGCUUCAUCAUCAACUAUAUGGAGGUGUCCCGAAACGACUCCUGUGCCGACCUGCCUGAGAUCCAGAACGGCUGGAAGACGAUAUCCCACAUUGCACUGGUGCGAGGGGCUCGAAUCACCUACCAGUGUGACCCCGGUUACGACCUGGUGGGACGAGAGACCCUCACCUGUCAGUUGGACCUCUCCUGGAGCUCGCAGCCCCCGUUCUGUGAAAAGAUCAUGUACUGCUCAGAUCCUGGCCACGUGGAGCACUCCACCAGGUCUCUGUCCGACCCUAAACUCUUGGUGGGGACGACCAUUCAGUACAGCUGCAACCCCGGCUUCAUCCUGCAGGGCGGUGCCACCAUCACCUGUUACGGCCGUGAACCGGGGACCCCUGUGUGGACGUCUCGCCUCCCUCACUGUGUUUCUGAGGAUUCGGUUUCCUGUGAAAACCCCGGUCUCCCUGACAACGGCUACCAGAUCCUGUCCAAGAGGCUUUACCUGCCCGGUGAAUCACUCACCUUUGUCUGUUACCAAGGCUACGAGCUCAUUGGAGAGGUUGCAAUUAAAUGCAUCCUCGGAAACCCGUCCUUCUGGAGCGGCCCACUCCCUCUGUGCAGGGCCAACCAUGACUGCUUUGGCAACCAUGCUUUGGAAGUUGCAGAGGCGACUGCCGGCUCCACUCUGGAUGGAGGGAACGUAGCGCUGGCCAUCUUCAUCCUCGUUCUUCUGCUGUCCGUGCUCCUCGGUGGGGCUUACGUCUACGUCACACGGUGCCGAUAUCACUCCAACUUAAGGCUUCCUCUCAUCUACCCCCACCCCUACCGACAGAUCACUGUGGAGACAGAGUUUGACAACCCGCUCUAUGAGACAGGAGGACAGGACACUCGUGAAUAUGAAGUAUCGAUAUGAGAAGCCUCGCAAAAAGACAUUUCUGAACCGAGACCGCCCGCCCCGUCCUAACUCUUCAUCCCCUCCUCCCUCCUUCUCCGCCCAGGAGGAGGCGAUGUAAAUACAAAUAGAUGAUGUCCAGCCCCUUCUGCCACGAGGCGCGGUGACCGAUCCUGUUCUCUCCUCCUUUGACGUGACAGCUUCUGAAGACAUGAUGGGAAAAUAGGAGAGGAAACGCAGAGCAGGAGAGGGAGGUAGACGAGUCCGCGUUGAACCCGUGUGGAUCAGUGUCGCUGGGAGAUGAUGGGAGAUGGAGGACUGAGGGGAAAGACCCAAAGAUCAUCUAACGUGGUGAGAAAAGAAGAGGCGUUGGGUGUGAAAAAGAAGUUAAGGAGGGGAGAAGGGGAAGGAGAGGGGGACAGGACACGGUAUGAGGAAUGCGGAUGAAGCACUUUUUAGUAUUUUUUGUCUUUAAAAGACUUUAGUGAAAGAAUCCUGGAAUCUGUCUCAGAGGGAGAGAGAGUUAAAGUUAUAAUCCUUAAGAUUUUCAUGAAAUCAAACCCCAUUUUUGAUACUAUCUAUGGUUGGAUUGAUUCUGCAAUAGCCUUUAAAUGUAUUUCCAUUCAGCAGUUACCUCUCUGAGUAGUAGUUCACACUGUUAGUGGUGAAGAUUUUUUUAGAUUGCUUCAGACUGACAGAGAACUGGACUGUUUGUGUUUAUUCGCAUCAAACAGCCAAUGUACCACUGUACAUUAGCUUUAAGCUACCGAGCUAGUGUGCGGCUCCUUUUUCCUCUCGUCUGUUCAUUCAUAAAGCUGCUUCAUAAAAUCCUCGGGAUAAUAAUUCCUUGCUCGAGUUGAAACCUUUUGUCUCCCGUAUCUGGGUGAAUUUGAGUCUUUCAACUGACUUUGUGUGCAAUCUGCUUCUAAGAUUUGCUUCUCAAACCAUCUGAAUCCGGAAUGUAUUACAGGAACCGGAUAGAGGACUCAAACGUGGCGGCCACUUACUUGAGUGAAAAUCUGCCAAAAAAACGUGGAAAGGGAGGGUCUUUCUCUCUAUUGUGAGGACGUUACGCACUUUAAAAUUGCUUUUCUAGAAUCUGGGAAAGUUUAAAAAUAUAUAAAAUGGAUUCAAAAUCAAAAAGAGUAAUAACUGACCAUGUUUGCAGUUCCACAGACGUCUCUGUUAUAAUGGAGGUCUAUGGGGAAAAUGCUUGCAGCCACAGGGGCUAUGUGUAUCCUCUUUCAAUACAUCCAUAGCCUGAAUGCACAGUAAAACCACACUUUCUGUAACCAUGGUAACCACUGGAUUUAACCGGGAUUUUAAAUCUUAAGGAUUAAAACUUUGGGGAUAAAUUGGCAGAUUGAACGGUGGAUUUUUUUUACUUUUUCCACACUCAUUGCCACAAAAUGAUAAUAACAGGAAGGAAAUAACGGUCAGUGGCUUCCUUUUUGUUUUCCUUUCCUUGUUAGUCCGACACGCGACGUCAGCUGUCUCCUGUCCCCGAACUCCUCCCCCUGCCUGCAGUCACCUUCAAGGCUUUUUUACUCCAGCCGGUCCAGUUCUGGCUUUAGCUGUUAGUUACGUGGUAUUUAAAUCUAUGACUUUAGGGCCGGUGCAGUGCUGAUGUCUUAUUUCUCACGUGUAGUUAGACUUACGACGGUUGUAGACUGGUCCUCAGAGUCCCCCAGGUCCGGACCGGCAGACGAUUAGAAAGGUAAAAUGAAAAACAUGCAUUGUUGCAGACGUGGAGGUUGCGAUGUGAAUAGCGUAGCUGUAGUUACCUGACCGAUCUUCGAGUGCAAGCUCAAUCAACCCACCAGAUGAUGUAUUUAUUUUGAUGUACUGUACAUGUGAUGUUUUAUGCAGAUUGAUAAAUGUACAUUUUCAUUAUGAGAAGACAAAUGUUAACAGUUUCCCUAAAUAAAUGGUAAAACUUGAAUAAAAAGUACAAAACACUUAAAUAUUAAAA